Strigops habroptila (Kakapo) is the source of this 1279-nucleotide messenger RNA. It is a transcript of the gene ANKRD66, whose product is annotated as ankyrin repeat domain 66. The transcript is spliced from 3 exons. The record is from RefSeq and is a predicted model, not a curated record. Lineage: Eukaryota; Metazoa; Chordata; Aves; Psittaciformes; Psittacidae. Bases 440 to 988 code for a protein of 182 amino acids. Gene Ontology annotation, molecular function: protein binding.
AGCACCUCCAAUAAUGGAUCUGCAGCACUGGCAAGGGAGGAGCCAGUUUCCAUGGUACUGAGUACUAACAGACCCCAUAGCAAAAGUUUGGCCUGAGCUGGCUGUUUGUUAGCAACAUCCUUGAGAAAUGCGGUGUGGUUUUAUCUAGAAGUCCUUUAUAUAAAGGGCUGCACUUCACUCCAGAUUUCCAUGACUACAAACCAAACUUCACUGUCAAGUCUGUGACCACUGGUUUGAAGAUAAAUUGUUUUUCUUUUUCCCCUCGCAUUCCUUUUUCCUUGUUUUCAGAUAAAUCCUGGUUUCUCACAGUGCAUGUCUCAUUUUUAAUCUAGAUGCUGCUUGAUCUGUUAAAAUCACUCUUGAGAGGAGCAGAUACAUCAGUGAACACCCACUAAUCAAAUAUCACUCUUUUACCAGGCACCUUUCUGAAGUGUGCAGCAUGACAGAGCUCCACGAAGCUGUGGCUGUGGGGGACUAUGACCUGGUGGAUGAGAUUUUGAGGACAAGGCACUGCGACCCAAAUCACAAGGAUGCCGACUGGCACGACAGAACCCCGCUGCACUGGGCUGCUGCAAAAGGGCAAUCAGAGCUGGUCAAGCUCCUCGUGGAUCACGGUGCCCGGCAUUGCCUGCGGACUGACGUGGGCUGGACUCCAGCUCACUUCGCUGCCGAGGCAGGCAGGCUGGGGGUGCUUCGCACCCUUCAUUCCCUGCACGCCGCCAUGGACGCGGCCGACCUCUUCGGUGACACUCCCAGGAGGCUUGCGGAAAUCUAUGGUCACCAGGACUGCUCCAGGUUCUUAGAAAGAGCAGAGGUGGAGAGCAGAAACUAUCGCAGGACAGCUGCCGUGAAAGGAAUCCCAUUAGACCAGGUUGAUGAAGACUGGGAACUCAAGAAAGAAGAACUGAAGAGAAACCCACCAUGUUCUUGGAAGAACUGUACAUCCUUUGCUCAAAAGAAAAGUCCAAAAAAGAGGGGGAAGCAGUAGAGUGCCUGUUUGGUGCCAGACAACUUGCAGUGCAGAGUGAAGGUCCUGGCAGACCUUGGGUGCGUCUGCAGGGUGAAAUACGGAUGAACAGAAGCAAAUGGCCACAAGGCUGCAUCCCUAUGAUGUACUGUAAAUACUCAUGUUAAUAUCGAGCACACAGAAAGAAGCAUGUGCUUCUUUCUGUCUAUGUGUCUGUACAUGUCAGAUCUCAGAAAACUGCAGAGAAUGUUUAAAUAUACUAAUACUCUAAUUCACUGAAAUUUAUAAAUUUACAGAAAUGGUUGUCUGAAA